This is a messenger RNA of Mucor velutinosus, 228 nucleotides long. RefSeq lists its product as uncharacterized. NCBI's taxonomy places the organism in Eukaryota, Fungi, Mucoromycota, Mucoromycetes, Mucorales, Mucoraceae. The record is from RefSeq and is a predicted model, not a curated record. The coding region runs from base 1 to 228 and encodes 75 amino acids. The transcript has a single exon.
AUGUCCUCCAGCAAGCAACAAACUCAAUCUGUCCAAGAUCAAGCUGACAGGAUCCAAUUGUCCCAAGUCCUCGAAACUCAACAAACCAAGGUCAACGCUUUGAAGUCUGACAAGAAUGCCAAUCAAGCAGAUGUUAAUGCUGCUGUCGAAACAUUAGAGGAAAUCAAGAGAGAAUUAAACAAGUUGGAGAACGGUAGAGGCGGUGUCUCUCAAUUGAAGGAUAUGUAA